Exophiala viscosa is the source of this 1165-nucleotide messenger RNA. Its product is annotated as ketose-bisphosphate aldolase. The coding region runs from base 182 to 1060 and encodes 292 amino acids. Lineage: Eukaryota; Fungi; Ascomycota; Eurotiomycetes; Chaetothyriales; Herpotrichiellaceae. Gene Ontology annotation, biological process: carbohydrate metabolic process. The transcript is spliced from 2 exons. The record is from RefSeq and is a predicted model, not a curated record. Gene Ontology annotation, molecular function: zinc ion binding; aldehyde-lyase activity.
AUCCGAAUCAUUCUAUUCGUCGCUGCACCUACUCAUACACCUGAAGAGUUGAGAUUGACCGGGGUGGACGUGCGAGCUUCACGAAGUUCGAUAUCCCAGGCGGCCAGACUCAUCAACGACGACAGACACGACAACUCUGGUUCAGCAAAGAGGUACUUCCCACCUUCCAAGUCCCCAAACAAUGCCCGACCUCUCCCAGAACAUAUCCGUCCGCAUCCUCAAAGCCGCCGCGGAUGGAGGUUACGGUGUCCCCGGCGUAGUAUGCUACAACCUCGAAGCCAUCAUCGCAUGUCGCCGUGCCGCCGAAUCCAAGAACUCACCAUGUCAAAUUCUAUUGUUCCCAUGGGCCCAAGAUUACGCCUACGACAACCUCGUCAAUCUCGCCGCCGACGUAUGUCGUAGCGCCAGUGUGCCCAUGUCCUUACAUCUCGACCAUGCUCAAAGCGAGCAGGCCAUCAAGCGCGCCGCGCAUACCGGCAAAUUCGACAGCAUAAUGGUCGACAUGUCGCAUUACGAAAAAGAAGAGAACCUGUCGCGCACCACUGAACUCGUGAAUUUCUGCCACAAGCUAGGAAUAGCCACGGAAGCCGAGCCAGGACGUAUCAACGGCGGGGAAGCCGGCGUCCAGGAUACAGGCGAUCUCGAGGGUAUUCUCACCACGCCUGAAGAGGCACUGCAGUUCAUCGCCACGGGGAUCGAUUUCCUCGCGCCGGCGAUAGGCAACGUACACGGCCCGUACCACGGCGUCGAGAACAUCAAGCUUGAUUUCCCCCGACUACAACGUAUCCGGGAGGUCGCAAAGGAUAAAGUCCAGAUCGUCAUGCAUGGGACGAAUGAGUUCACGGCGGAUAUCUUUAAGGAGUGCGUGAAGGCGGGCAUGACAAGGCUGAACGUCAAUCAGGUCGUGUUGUUAAACUAUGAGAAGUACGCCGCCGAAAAGGCUGGGAGAACCCCAGCAACCGAAUUUAUGGAGGAAGGCACGCGCUUGAUCCAAGAACGAAUCGAAUGGAUGAUGGACGCUGUCGGGAGUACGGGGAGAGCUGGAGAUGUCAAGAUAUAAAUAUAGAUGACAACCAGGAAGAUCAUGGUAUUAGAGGCAGUCCAUUGCCUGCCUGUACGCUGCACAAGACGGCUAGACUCCAGCAUCGAUGCUUCAUGCUUCAUA